Myotis brandtii (Brandt's bat) is the source of this 2574-nucleotide messenger RNA. RefSeq names its product protein argonaute-2. The transcript has 12 exons. Lineage: Eukaryota; Metazoa; Chordata; Mammalia; Chiroptera; Vespertilionidae. The record is from RefSeq and is a predicted model, not a curated record. Bases 176 to 1750 code for a protein of 524 amino acids. Gene Ontology annotation, molecular function: protein binding; nucleic acid binding.
UGCUCGCGCCUCCGGCACCGCCACCGCCCCCCAUCCAAGGAUAUGCCUUCAAGCCUCCGCCCAGACCCGACUUCGGGACCUCGGGGAGAACAAUCAAGUUACAGGCCAACUUCUUUGAAAUGGACAUUCCUAAAAUCGACAUCUAUCACUACGAGUUGGAUAUCAAGCCAGAGAAAUGCCCGCGGAGAGUGAACAGGUCUGUAACAUCGUGGCAGGACAGAGAUGUAUAAAGAAGUUGACCGACAAUCAGACCUCAACCAUGAUCAGAGCGACGGCCCGGUCGGCGCCCGAUCGGCAAGAGGAGAUUAGCAAGCUGAUGAGAAGUGCGAGUUUCAACACCGACCCCUACGUCCGGGAAUUUGGAAUCAUGGUCAAAGACGAGAUGACGGACGUGACGGGCCGGGUCCUGCAGCCGCCCUCCAUCCUCUACGGGGGCCGGAAUAAAGCGAUUGCCACGCCUGUGCAGGGCGUCUGGGACAUGAGGAACAAGCAGUUUCACACGGGCAUUGAGAUCAAGGUGUGGGCCAUCGCCUGCUUCGCACCCCAGCGCCAGUGCACCGAGGUCCACCUCAAGUCCUUCACGGAGCAGCUCAGAAAGAUCUCCAGGGACGCGGGGAUGCCCAUCCAGGGCCAGCCGUGCUUCUGCAAGUACGCCCAGGGCGCCGACAGCGUGGAGCCCAUGUUCCGGCACCUGAAGAACACGUACACGGGCCUGCAGCUGGUGGUGGUCAUCCUGCCGGGCAAGACCCCCGUCUACGCCGAGGUGAAGCGCGUGGGGGACACGGUGCUGGGGAUGGCCACCCAGUGCGUGCAGAUGAAGAACGUGCAGCGGACCACGCCGCAGACGCUGUCCAACCUCUGCCUGAAGAUCAACGUCAAGCUGGGGGGCGUGAACAACAUCCUGCUGCCGCAGGGCAGGCCGCCCGUGUUCCAGCAGCCGGUCAUCUUCCUGGGGGCCGAUGUCACGCACCCCCCCGCGGGGGACGGGAAGAAGCCUUCCAUCGCUGCCGUCGUGGGCAGCAUGGACGCCCACCCCAACCGCUACUGCGCCACCGUGCGGGUGCAGCAGCACCGCCAGGAGAUCAUCCAGGACCUGGCGGCCAUGGUGCGCGAGCUGCUCAUCCAGUUCUACAAGUCCACGCGCUUCAAGCCCACGCGCAUCAUCUUCUACCGCGACGGCGUGUCCGAGGGGCAGUUCCAGCAGGUCCUGCACCACGAGCUGCUGGCCAUCCGCGAGGCCUGCAUCAAGCUGGAGAAGGACUACCAGCCGGGCAUCACGUUCAUCGUGGUGCAGAAGCGGCACCACACGCGGCUCUUCUGCACGGACAAGAACGAGCGGGUCGGGAAGAGCGGAAACAUUCCAGCAGGCACCACCGUGGACACGAAGAUCACCCACCCGACCGAGUUCGAUUUUUACCUGUGCAGUCACGCUGGCAUCCAGGGAACAAGCAGGCCCUCCCACUACCACGUGCUUUGGGAUGACAAUCGUUUCUCUUCCGACGAGCUGCAGAUCCUCACCUACCAGCUGUGUCACACCUACGUGCGCUGCACGCGCUCGGUGUCCAUCCCAGCGCCAGCAUACUACGCUCACCUGGUGGCCUUCCGGGCCAGGUACCACCUGGUGGAUAAAGAACAUGACAGUGCUGAAGGAAGCCAUACCUCCGGGCAGAGUAACGGGCGGGACCACCAGGCGCUGGCCAAGGCGGUCCAGGUCCACCAGGACACGCUGCGCACCAUGUACUUUGCUUGACAUGCUGUGUUUACGAUUGUGUGCGGAGUCGGAUUCACACGAGACCAGCGACACUCAGACCAACCGACGCCAGCCCCGUGGCAGCCAGCACUGGACACCACGCGUCGUGGACUCAGCCGAGGCUCCUUUCCCAGAAUGCCUUCCGUCCGGACUUCACACUCGUUCUGAGCUGCAGACCUGUAUGAGACCCCACUGUCGCAGGAGAGAUGGUUUGCCAAAAUCUAUCCGCUGCUUAUUAAAUAGUCCCGUAUUUCCUAAAAACAUCUCCUAAAAGCAGUCUAUGAACUCAGGGCUUUAAAACAUUUUUAAUUUAUUUGGUCAUUCGAUUAACUUGUUUUUAACACGUGAUUCUGUAUGGAAUUGAUGGGCUCAAACUAGCUGUGAGCGUUCUCUGAGGGUGAAAGCAACGCAAACACUAUUGUGGUUUUAAAGCCUUGACCAUUCUGACGUUGUCACUCACGCGUGUCCCACGCGACACUCGUGUGCCCUGACGUGGCUCCACAAGCUCUUAGGGACCCGCGGUGGGUGCCCCACCCGCGGGGGAAAGGGGCCGGGACACCAGAGACCACGCCCACUCAACAUUUCUAGGUCCAGAGAGAUUGGCAGCCAAGUGCCAUUUUAAUAAAAAUUUAUUAAAAAAACAAAAAAAAGAAGAAGAAAAAAGAUGGUAUGCCGACAGUCUAAUGGUGAGAUUGGUCCUCUAGGACUGUGACAUUUAUUUUCCAAAGUUUCUAAAGAAUACGGGUCUGUGGUGAUGAUACAGUACAAUCCUUUCACUGUAUGUCUUUAAUGUAGAGAAUAUAUAUAUCUGGUUGCAGUAUUAA